CCCUAUCGACUCGGGCGCAGCCACCACCGAAGCAGGACUCCGGAGAGCAGGCGAGGCGGGAGACCGAGAUGGCGCGCGGCGUGACGGCGGCUACCAAGGGCGGCGCGGGCGCCGGGAAGAAGAAGGGGUCGGUCACCUUCGUGAUCGACUGCACCAAGCCCGUGGACGAUAAGAUCAUGGAGAUCGCGUCGCUCGAGAAGUUCCUGCAGGAGCGCAUCAAGGUCGCCGGGGGCAAGGCCGGCAACCUCGGCGAUUCCGUCACCGUCGCCCGCGACAAGAGCAAGGUCACCGUCACUUCCGACGGGGCCUUCUCCAAGAGGUACUUGAAGUAUUUGACAAAGAAGUACCUGAAGAAGCACAAUGUGCGUGACUGGCUUCGGGUGAUUUCGUCCAACAAGGAUCGCAGCGUCUACGAGCUCCGGUACUUCAACAUUGCUGAGAAUGAGGGUGAGGAGGAGGAUUAGAUAUGCACUGUCUUGUUUCUGUGUCGUGUGAAACUUUGAACUUGUUGGAGCACUUCUGCGGUAGAGUUUUGAUGUUUAUUUUUUUCACCCAUGUUUUGAAUUGUGGCGAUGACGCCAUGUGAUGGAUGCUUAGAUAACCAAGCUGAAGAAUUGUCCGUUCU
Messenger RNA from Hordeum vulgare subsp. vulgare (domesticated barley), 625 nucleotides. RefSeq names its product 60S ribosomal protein L22-2-like. NCBI's taxonomy places the organism in Eukaryota, Viridiplantae, Streptophyta, Magnoliopsida, Poales, Poaceae. The coding region runs from base 69 to 464 and encodes 131 amino acids. Gene Ontology annotation, molecular function: structural constituent of ribosome; RNA binding. The record is from RefSeq and is a predicted model, not a curated record. The transcript has 2 exons. Gene Ontology annotation, biological process: cytoplasmic translation. Gene Ontology annotation, cellular component: ribosome.